Messenger RNA from Trichoderma atroviride IMI 206040, 1711 nucleotides. The record is from RefSeq and is a predicted model, not a curated record. NCBI's taxonomy places the organism in Eukaryota, Fungi, Ascomycota, Sordariomycetes, Hypocreales, Hypocreaceae.
AUGGGUUCUCAGCCCCCAGUCCACAAGCGCCUCAUUGUCUGCUGCGAUGGGACGUGGAUGAAUAGCGACAACGGCUAUAACGAGCCGACUCUGGGAAAUCCUCAGCCGACACUUCAAGUGCCCUCAAACGUGACUCGAAUCAGCCGUUGCUUCAAGCGGCGAUGUCAAGAUGGCACACUGCAAGUCAUGACUUAUGAAUCCGGCGUAGGGACAGGCAGUAAUGCCAUUGAUACCUUUACAGGCGGCGCAUUUGGCCUAGGUCUAUCUGAGCGAGUUCGCGAUGCGUACUCAUACUUGUGCGUCAAUCACAUAGACGGCGACGAGAUAUUCCUAGUUGGGUUUUCUAGAGGGGCCUUUACAGCCCGAUCGGUUGCCGGCAUGGUCGGUAAUCUAGGUCUUCUUACUAGAGAAGGCUUGGAAUACUUUUAUCCCAUCUUCAAAGAUAUGGAGAAUUGGAACAACGACGGGUAUAAAGACGAGUUUCCAGGACAGCCGUUUGACAAUAAGCCCAAGGGGCCAAAUGCAGCGGCCGUAUAUCGAGAAAGGCUCGAAAAACUGGGUUAUACUCGCGUGUACCAAGAGAAUGGCGACUUGAUCAAGAUCAAGGCUGUUUGUGUCUGGGAUACUGUCGGCAGUCUAGGCAUACCCAAGAUACCCUGGCUUGAAAAGAUAGGCAUACACCCCGCGAACAAAGAAUAUAGAUGGCAUGAUACUUCAUUAUCGGAUAGAAUAGAGCAUGCCUUUCAGGCACUCGCCUUGGAUGAAACUCGCGCUCCAUUCAGUCCAGCUGUCUGGGAACGCCUCCCGCAGAACAAAAUGACGACUGAGCUGAGGCAGGUCUGGUUCCCAGGCAAUCAUGGCAACUGUGGUGGUGGAUGGCCGGACCAGGAAGCCGCCGAUGCCUCACUUGCAUGGAUGAUGGACCAGAUGGCAUCCGUGGGAGUCGAGUUCGAUUUGUCAUGUCUAGAAAGGGUCGCACAGAGCACCAUCAGCUAUUACAAAAACCAGAAAGCUGCUUCAAAGAAAGGAGGCCCAAAGUGGGCUAUUGACCCCAUUUACUCGAACAAUCAGCCAGUGAGGCCAUGGGCACUCGGGUCCAUUAACAAAGCCGGCAGUUUCAUAUACAAACUUGCAGGCUUCGAAAACAGGACGCCUGGCUUGUAUAAGCGAACUGACCCCAAAACGGACCGCGAGACCAACAUGUUCCUGCAAGACACCAACGAGCGCAUUCACUGCUCUGCGAGGAUCAGGCUAGCCUGCAAAGGCCUUGGUUUGGAUGAUAAAGCCGUUUGGACCUGCCCAUCACUGGCAAACUGGCAAUUGAAGCACACCACCGAAACAUACAAGGACCCCAUCCCUCAGAGCCCGAGCUGGUGGCAAGGCCCUCCCGAUGAAUCUGGGCUUGAGAGGCAGCAAGGGAGGUGGAUUUGGGAAUAUGCCGGGCCAAAAAGCUCCGAACCCGCAGAUCCCAAGCAAAGAAUCAUGGUGGAGGAGCCCCUAGGGCCGCAUGAACGGUACUUGCUUCAGCUAUCUGCGGGAACGCCAAAUGUUUACCUGUUUGCUGAGACUCAGGACAUUGUCUGGCAGGGGAAGACGAUUCCCGCUCCGUAACUUGCAAGGGAGUGACUUCAAUGAUGUAUCAAUAUGUUUAGUAGCGCGGCGCAUUUUCUUUGGGACAUUAGAAUCAGCAUGAAAGAAUUUGAUUUUUUUG